UAGUAGCUAAGCUUCCUGCAGUCUCCGCCAGGGUAUGUAUAAGCGCAAAGAACUCUGGGUAAGAGAUUGAUGAACGCGCCCUUGUUCAAACGAGCAUUUCAUCUUCAUGACCAGCACCGAGUAUCGACGUGAUGGAGAGUGACACGACAUUAACCUCGGCUGAGACGGAACAGUGGCUUACUACUCCACUGACUCAAAUUAACGAUGGUCAGGCAACCGCAACAAGUGGCGUGCUUGCCUCCAGGAGAAGUGCUGCAUUACGGCGCCAAAAAAGCCGACUCAUUGGCACAGCUAGUACAAAAAUAGGUGCGAGUAGGAGAAGGACCAGAACUCCGAGAAUACAGACUGAACCUGAAACCCUACUAGCAGCAGAGUUGGUAAAUAAAACCUGGUCUAUCUACAAGGCAUCACCAUUGUACAGUUUCUCGAUCAACUUACUCAAGAAUUACAGCAAGAGCCUAACAGUUGAACUAGAAGCAGCAAUUAAAAAAGGAGUUGCUGUAGGAUUAGACUCUGAAACAACUUGCAAAGCAACCUUCUCUGUGUUUGAAGGGUUUGCAUAUGAUCAAGAUGGAGCGCAAUCAGUAAAACUAUCUGUAUCUGCGAAACGGAAGCAGAUUUCUGACAAUGAACCCAGUGAGGUAUUGACUCUGCUGCUCACAGGAAGAAUGAAUGAUGCAUCAAAAUCAAUAUCGGGCUCAUUCACCUGUUGUCCCGUGAUGCUGACGAGAGGCCAGGUGAUGUUUACAGACAUUGUAAUGGCCUGGAUGCAGAAUCAGUUUGAUUGCAGUAUCUAUCGUAUGAGCUUUUCACAAUACCAUCUGGCAUGGAUGGUUGCCAUGUGGGCAGGUAUACUGCCAGAGAAUACUUCACCAAAAUCAGUCAUGCUAGUUUACUCAGUACCGGAGACAGAAGGUGUAGAUACACUAACACUGAGCAUCAAUCCACAUGACUGCAAGAGGCUCUGGGUGAGCGUUCACAAUGCCGAUUCUUCAAGCUUCCUGGAAAGUGAGGUGCACACGUUUCACAAGAGCCUAGAGUUACAUUUCUACCAGCAUUUCAAGAUACAUCUGUCUUGCAUGCAGCUUUCAAGCAUAGGGACACCAAUAGUGUUUGUGAGUUCGGAAGGAAAAAUGAAGAUGUACUCAGUGGAGCAUGUAGACAGUGUACUGCAGUUGCUGGUGGAUCUCAUAGUUGAAGAAUACCCUGACCGACUGCAGGAGAGCUUGUAGACCUUGUGCCUUAGCUCCCAUAUCAGUCUGACGAUGGCGCAUACAAGAUCAUGCAGAAUACUACAGAAUACAUGCAGAUGUACCGUGGCAGUCCCAAGUGUAAAAGCUGCUUAGUAUAUGUGGCCACACUGACCUUAUAUACCAACUUUACGAUGGAGAUUUGGUUGUGUAAUGGCGAUCUUGAAUGUAUUCUGCUUAGAUGUCGUGACAGACGUACAAAGAAAUAAAAAAAAGUGUAAAAUUUAAAACA
Priapulus caudatus is the source of this 1482-nucleotide messenger RNA. RefSeq names its product centromere protein L-like. The coding region runs from base 132 to 1232 and encodes 366 amino acids. Lineage: Eukaryota; Metazoa; Priapulida; Priapulimorpha; Priapulimorphida; Priapulidae. The record is from RefSeq and is a predicted model, not a curated record. The transcript has 11 exons.